This is a messenger RNA of Branchiostoma belcheri (Belcher's lancelet), 6945 nucleotides long. RefSeq names its product treslin-like. The record is from RefSeq and is a predicted model, not a curated record. Gene Ontology annotation, cellular component: nucleus. Gene Ontology annotation, biological process: mitotic DNA replication checkpoint signaling; DNA replication; regulation of DNA-templated DNA replication initiation. The transcript is spliced from 19 exons. The coding region runs from base 143 to 5980 and encodes 1945 amino acids. Gene Ontology annotation, molecular function: chromatin binding. NCBI's taxonomy places the organism in Eukaryota, Metazoa, Chordata, Leptocardii, Amphioxiformes, Branchiostomatidae.
GCUUUUUCCAGGAUAGCUGCACGCAUGCGCGUGGCGAAAUUCAAAAUCAAAAUGGCCGCCGGUCGGCAGAAAUUCUAGUGUGUUAUUUUCCUAAAUUUUUAGCUCUAUUUUCUUUCUCUGUCAACUACCGUAAACAGUCGCAAUGUCUCAGGAGAGCGGAUCGUUUCGCGUUGUCUUCCUAGUCGACACUAGCCCCAGAAAGGACGGUGCUGCCGAAGAGGAGAGGGUUUCGAACGCACUCAACCUGUCCGCCUUGAAGAUUUUGUCCCACUUAGCUCACAAAAAUGGACAGACCAAAGACAACAUCCUUUGGGGGUACAAGUUCUUCAACUCCUCGAAUGAAAAAGCUCCAAGGGAUCGCUUCAAUUUUCGAGAAUUCGACAGCAAGCUUUUCGAGGCAUUCGAAACCGAAGUGACCGGACGUUUGGAACCGCCAUGGUCUGGGAAAGAAAACGAAGAAGACGAGCGGAGUCGGCGGGCGACGAAUUUUUUUUCCUCAUCCGAAACGUUUCGGACGGCCUUGUCCGAGAUAACAUACGAAUUCAACUGGGAUAUGCCGGACAUAAGUUCCCCCUGUAAACCUGUGCGACCCGCUGCGGCUCGUAUCGGGCUGCGAGGAAAGUCGGGAGCAAGAACUCCACAGCUGAACACGAUCAUGUCUACGGUCUCCAGAAACUACGUGUUUGUCUUGUCUCCCUGUCCUCAGACGUCUGAAGAUCUUGUUGAGUUCGUGGGAAGUACUAGGAAGAGUGGACUGAGUACGGAAGACGUCAGGAGCGCGAUCCUACCGCCGCACGUGUACAGACAGAUGUCAGAAACAUGCAGGAUACGACUCUACUGGGUCGAUGUGCAAUCUUUCAUGAAGAGCCACACAAAUAAUCAACAGGUGGCAGACAAGAUGGGGGUGAAUCUGGUGACACAGGUGUUGGAAGGACUGAACGGUUGUGUCAUCCCCGGUAAUGCACUCUUACAGCUGGGCAGUCAUGUGACCAGCAGCAUCCAAUCACUGCUUCCAAUCAGUAAGAAAUCCAGGUCCACUGGUAAGGAUGUUGCUGCAGUAGAUGUACCUGACUUCCCCCUGACUUCAUCAUCACUGCUAGAGUAUUACACAGCCAGAAGCUGGGAGAGACAGGGGAUGGAUAUCAAAACAUCAGCUGUGUUGUGCCAUGGUGCCGACAGAAGGGCGUUGUGUUCCCUUGACCUACAGCCAAUGUUCUCACCACAGAACAGGAUGCCAGCUGCACAUUCCAUCCUUUCCCACGGUCCCAACAAGACAGAUCAUUCUGUGCAACACCUGUCCAUUGAAUGGACUGGCAGUUCACCUUCACAGCUGCUCACCUGUAGUGCAACAUUAGAUGUAGGUCAAGGGGCGUCUCAGGGUCAAAGAACAUCUCAGGACCAAAGGUCAAACGUGAGAGGUCAAAGUACAGGGUGUAGAACUGACCUGUUGUUGAUGGUAAGAGGAACUGUGGAGCGAUGCUGCUUGCCGCUCACCUGCUUCCACCCUACACACGCCUACACCUGUGUCAUGUCUAAGGAGAGACUGAGGACAUCAGCUGAGACAGAAGGGUGUAGUGUUAUGCUGGAGGACUUGUUACUGGUGCUAUCACGUGAAGGACUGUCUCUGGUUGUAGACUUCCAUGACCCAUCAGAACACCUGCCUAUAACAGGUGUCCUACAGCCGCUCACUGCUGCCUCUGCCACGCUGACCGUGGUGCGCUCAGACAUGCUCCUCACGCUUGAGAAGGUCCUCGCUUUCCCCAAAGUCAGCAGUGAGUCAAGCAACACGGAGCAUGUGGACACCUUUGUGAAAAGAUGUGUGUCACAUUUCUUGAAGAAAAAAGAACAAGAAGAGGCAAAGGAUCAUUUAGUGUUAGAUACUGCAGUGUCGUCUAGCAGUUCUGCCUUAUUUAAGGCCAGCUCAGCAAGGUUUAGGCUGCAAACACUGGAACCUUGGUACAAAACUGCACCCAACUCUGGGACUAGUACCUCCUUCAUUCAAAAACUGUCCAGCAUUCCAGAGGAUGUAACAGAUGAAGGCAUACAAGAACCAGAACUAUUAGAGGUUCUGCAUAAACUGUACACCAACCAACUCAUUGGUGGGGCAAAACCUCAGGAAAAGGGUAAAGAUAUAAGCUGUAAGAAAGACCAGCCACCAGACCCCAGUAGUCUGGUGAGUCGACGGAGCAAGCGACUUCUGGCCAGGAUACCCAGCUUCUCCGACAGUCUGUCUGCACGAGCAAAGCAGAUUGUUGGUCUUAGCUACAAGAAACAUGAAGAACAGAAAACCAAACCAAAGGAGGAGGAAACAACUGAGACACAGUUGGACAAGGAGAAACAGAGAAUCAUGGAAGAGAGGAAAGAGGUCAUGAGGAAUGUGACCAUACCUACUGAUUUUACUGAUGAAGACAGCCUCAUUUCACAGCUGAAGGAAAAUUACAACCAGUGGCUGGAAGAGGAUAAACCCUUGUUGCAGUUUGUGCAAAGUUCUGUACAGGUGGCGCUUCACUACGUGAAGUCACAGGGUACAGAUGAUCCUGAGAAGUACACCAGGCAGCUGUUAGAAGACAAGUUUCUGUCCAAAGCCAAGGCUAUCAGAGACAAGUAUAAGAAUGCCAGUGGUCAGACUGACCUACAGAUGAAGAUCAGAGACUAUGUCCAUAACAUGGAGAAGUUGCUGAAGGGAGUGUACAGAGAGCUGGGUCUGACCCUGCCUGACCUGCUGGCUCCAGGACUAGAUGAGAAACAUGACCUCCCUAACAAACUCUCCGUCGGCCCUGCUGCAUCUGUAGCCUCUGCUGUGGACUCGGCAUCUUCUGUCAGCUCACAGAGGGGUUCCAGACGGUUUGUACGGAAUCCCAGUUUGAUGGAUGCAGGGCAGAAGAAGGCAAUCCUGGUACAUGUGGCUCCUGCAGACAAGGCAAAAAAGAGUAAAAGGAAAAGGAGGAAGUCAGGUAGUGCCAGGAAAAAACGUUCUGAUCCUGUUGCUGUUAAAGAAGAAGAUGUAAGUGAAGUGAAGAGAGUCCGUAGGAACCUGAGCAUGUUGAUGGAUGGAAGUCAGUCUCCCAGUAAGCUGUCCCGCCGUGCCUCCAUGCCUGCUCCCAGUCUCCCCAGCCCCAGGAAGAGUCCACGUAGGGGCAGCACCAGGAGUGUUACCACUCCCAGAGGUCGCCACAUACUCAAGGACAAUACAGUUGAGGAGACUCCUGCAAAGAAGCAGCUGUCUAACGCCCUGUGGCAGAAACAGGAGAGGGCACGUCUCAGGGCGAGGACCAACUCUGAGGUGUUUGUCGUGGGGGAGUCUCCAGUCAAGCCACUCACUGCACCAGGUACAGAACCAUUAAGAAGAAGUCCAAGGAAGCAUGUAUCUAGUUUCAGGAGGCGGCCUUCCUUCUAUGACCCCAGCAAACGAUCUCGGUAUGUUGUGUCCGCCCAGAGAGUGGCUAAGAAAAUCCGCGGCUGCAAUACCUCACCGUUAAAGAUAGACUUCACUUCUCCACGGAGAACUCCCAGAAAAUCUCCUGCCAAGUUCCUCCUGUCAGAACUGUUAGGAUCUGCAGGUAAAGACAGUCCCAGGAAGAAGACUCCCGAGUUGAGGAGAACACCCAGGAAGACAGGGCACAGUGCAGCUUCAAAUGAAGCUGUAUCUGCACUGGAGACACCAGAGAAGAGUUUUAAAACUCCUACGAAGAGAAGCAGAUGUGGUCGCAGCUCUACAAGACAAGCAUCCUCUAUUACACCAACAAAGAGUAGAGGGACACCUUCAGCAAGAACCUUUCGGACACCAACAAGAGGACAGUCACCUUUCAGAUCACCAUCUGCCUCAACAACACUAACAGGAACACCAAUGAAGAAACAGAAUGCAGGAAUCAAUGAAAUGUGUGUAACACCUCAGAAGAUGGUUAGUAGCUCAACAUCCUCUCCAAGAAGCAAAAAGCUGAAACACACCUCUGCUGUAUCUAGCCAUGAAGAAACAGGCCUACAUUUACCAGAGACAGUGACCAGCGACUUGUUGAUGACCCCUUCUAAGAGAGUCAGGCUGGAACUAUUGUCCACAGGAUCAUCUCCUACUAAAACCAAUCAGCCUCCUCCUGCAUCAGCAACACCCAAAAAGGGAAUCCUGAAAUCUCCCUGCAAAAUGUUCCUUCCAAACACAAAUACUGAAAUUGCUGACACUCUCAGGCCGUUCCCAAACCUUUCUUCAUCACCGGGAAAUGUCACAGAGUCACUGAAUCUGAACAAGUCUCCUGCUUUCAGCACACGCUCCAAGCUCCCUGACACACCACCACAGGCUGGUUCAACCACCCAUUUCUUAGCCUCACCCAAAGAUGCUAAAACAAAAACUCCAGACUCUAUCAGCAAGUGGCCCAGGAAGAAGAGGCCAACAGACUCCUCUCCUGUACAGAGCUUGAGCACACCCAAGCCUACUACUACUCCCUCUCCAAGAACCAAGACUCUGGUGGGAAGGCUGGAAACAAGUUCAAUAUUGCGAAGGUCACCGAGAAGUAAGAAACCUAGCAGGGCAAGAGGGAGGCUCGAUGUAGGUGAAGUGACAGAGACGACAGAUUUUUUGGAUGAUAUUGAGGUAGUGAAUAGAAUGGCAGAAGACAAACCAACUUGUGACCAGGAAGAGACAACCGUGUGUGGAAAAACUAAGGUCCCUGCAACCUCACCACUCUCUGCAAAAGGGCUUCUUGCCCUUACCCAGUCCCCGAUAUUGACAAACAUGGCAUCACAAAGAAAACGCACAUUUUCAGGAUCUUCUAAAGUCAAAAAUUUAAGAUGUAGCAUAAAGUCGCAGUCCAAGUCACCAGCUUCAAGUAGUUGCAGUCAGCAUAAUCAGUCUUCUCCAAGUAAACUACAGCUGACUGUGAAAUCCACUGGAGGGUGGUCACUGUUGAAGGAAAGAAAGAGAAAGAGAAGUGGAGGACAGUACACAGAUAUUAGUGGUGCUGAUGUCUGUGAAUCUACAAGAAAGAAGAGUAGGACUGACUUUAGUAGUAGUCCAGAUGAAGGUCUGAGGAGUAGGAAGAACAGGCUAAGCUUGAGUAGGAAGAAAAAGUUGCAGAAGGAACUAAAAAGCAAGUCUGACAGUCAGGAAGUGGACAUGGAUAUCAGUGCUUUGUCGUCUGCAAGCCUCAAUCUAUCCUCAGCUGACGAGGAUGUGUUUUAUUGUGUGGACAGCUCAGUUGGAGAAAGAGACAGGACAUCUAGAAGUGCAAAGCUUCAGUCAAGUCAUGACAAAGGAACAGCCAGUCUCCAAUGCACUCCACAAGUCAAGAAGAAAUAUCCCUCAACUCCUCUCUCAGCACAUGGCCUGCUGAAGCUAACUCAGUCCCCACUUCUAACAGGUAGAUGUAAUAGUCCUACAUGUACUGCAUCACCCUCAUCCAGAACUCGGAGUAACUCAUCACUCCAGUCAGAAGAUGUGAUCGAUUACAUCUCACCUCCUGCAAGUCCUGAGGGAGACAGUGCCAAGUUGCCCCUGUCCAUGUUUGGAUCUUCUCACAGAGAGUCACUAAAGGAGAGACCAACAUCACCCUCAUCUAGUGCAGGACAUUACCUGUUGUCAUCCUCCCCUCCCAACAAACCAAAGUGUUCCUCAGCAAGUAAAACAUCACCUCUGAGCAGGAGAUCUUCACUUAGGUCAGGAAAGACCCCAACAAAGUCCAGCGUUUUGCAGAGGUCUCCAGUUACAUCUUCAACAGUUUCAAAUUCUAGUCGGUCUCCACAUAAGAGCAGUGAUAGCCACAGUCAAGGAAGUAAGACUUCACCUAGCUCCUUGAAAAGACAGAGGCUGUCUGUUAAGACUCCACCACAGUCCAGUGAGGCCGUUAAGUCUCCAACUUUAAGGAAAUCACCGAGAAACAAGAAGAAAGCUGGUGUGAAGAGAAAUCUUGGACAGCUGUACAGAGCAGACGAAGAGGUGUCACAUGAAAAUGUUCGACUGAGCAGAAAAAAAUCUGUUCAGAGUUUGUGAGUUCUUCCUGAUUUGUGUUUGUUAUUAACGUCAGCAGUAUUCAGGUUAAAAGAACUACAACAUGUAAAGAAUAAUUUUGCAGAUAAUGGUAUGCUUAGAUCAUAUUGGAUGUCUCAAUUGAAUGUCUAAAGAUUCAAAAUGUAGGAUGUCUUAUGAAUCAGACUUUGAUUUACAUUUUUUAGUUUUCGUAUAAAUUUUGAUGAAUUGAUGAACAGUAUUGUUUUAUGGAGACAAGGUCAGUUUUAUAGUUGCUACCACAAUUUUUUUCUGACUUUUUACUCCGAUCAAAUUGAUGACUCAGAUUGUAUCACUAUGGUACGUGUAAGUUUCUUUGUUCCUUUUAUAUAGUGAAUUGUUGAAAGAAAAAUUUCCAUUCUUUGCAGAAAGCUUCAUACAGUUGUGACAGAUGAUUACUAAAGACGAUUUAGUGAUAUUCUUUUAAGUUGUAAGAAUGUAUUUCUUGAAUGUGAAUCUUUUGACUAAUGGCCUGUUAAUUUUAUGCUUUUCCUCAUGAAAAUUCCCAGGUAACCACUGUUAUGUGUUUGAUGUCUAUAAACCUAACUAAUGGCAAGAGCUUUCAGAAUCCUUAUGAUAAAUAAAUUGUCAGGAUACAUUAAUUUCUAAAAGAAAGAAGACUAACUCAUUUCAAACCUCACAUUCUGCAUGCUUUAGAUAUGACAAUGUAUAUUUUUGGUAUGAAGAUGUACAAAUAUAGUUAUUACAUUUGUAUGCUAGUGUUUACAAUAUGUGUUAUAUACAAUGUAUGUGGUUAAGUUGAAUGAAUUAGGUUCAGAUAGAAACCUUUGCAAUGUACAAUGUGUGAUUAGCCUUUUAUGGAUACCAAGUACAUGUAUUCAUAGUAUGUUAGAAAUGAUUACUGGUGUACAAGCUGUUUUUUCCCUUCAAAUGUCACUGUGUUCUGUAUGCCUUGUGUAGAAAAUAAAGAUUUCCUGUGCUAUGAGUUA